AUGAAUUCGCCGGCGCCGGCCGCCGCGGAGGUGGAGCUCUACUCGUCGCUGGGGCUGAGCUGGGCCGGCAAGGAGACCCCCGCCGCCCCGCGGGUGCUGUCCCUCCUCUCUUCCUUCCUCGAGAGGGCGAUUCAGAAGAACGACAAGCCUAUCGAGGAGAAGAACAGGGAGAAGAAGGGCUCCACCACCAUCUUCCAUGGCCUGAGAGCCCCCAAUCUCACCAUAAACAGCUACUUGGAGCGGAUCUUCAAGUACUCGAGGUGCAGCCCCUCCUGCUUCGUCCUCGCCGAGAUCUACAUCGACAGGUUUCUCCAGCGGCCAGGAUCCCAUCUCACCUCUCUCAAUGUCCACCGCCUGCUGAUGACCAGUGUCGUUGUGGCGGCGAAGUUCAUCGAUGAUGGGUAGGUUCAAGAUUUCUUUUAUUUUAGUUUUUUUUAAGAAUUAAUUUUCCAAUUCAUUCUUUUUUUCUCCUAAUUUUCGUAUUCAUCGUAAGCUCUCAAGACUACACGAUAUUUUUUUUGGGAUUUCAGGAAAUUCCCACGUAUUUUUCUACCAGUUUUCUUGAUCUUCUCCGACUUCCCUGGCUCUUCCAGUUUUAUUUUUUUCUUUUUUUCCUUUCCUCUGAAUAAAUUUAAAUAAUUAAUUUCCCGAUUUUUAUCUUGUUUGGGGGAUUUCAGGAUUUAUUUCUGCUUUUUUUUUCGUAUUUUAAAAUGAUGACUCUUCCGCUCCCUUUUCCUCCUUUUUUUCCUACCAUUUUUUCCCUUGCUCUCGCAUUUCCCUUUUCUCUAACUUAAUUUAAUAAUUAAAUACCCAAAUUCCAGCUGUCACCACCAUCUGGUUUUCCGUCUCUGGGUUCCUAACUUAUUUUUUCCCUGGUUUUUUCACCUAUCCAUCUGCAGGUUCUUCAACAACGCGUACUACGCCAAGGUGGGCGGCGUCAGCACGGGGGAGAUGAACAGACUGGAGAUGAGCCUCCUCUUCUCCCUUGACUUCCGGCUCCACGUCACGGUCGCGGCCUUUGACCGCCACUGCCGCCUCCUGGAAACGGAGGCCGCUGCCACCGCCGCCCUGGCGGCGGUCGAGCGGCCACUCAGCACCUGCGGGCUCACCGCCUCCGCCUGCGUCACCAAGGAGGAGUUCCAGGGCAAAGAAGCCGUCCGGAGCUUCAGCUGCGGUGCCAGCUGA
Messenger RNA from Spirodela intermedia, 1185 nucleotides. The record is from the annotation of a GenBank genome assembly. Lineage: Eukaryota; Viridiplantae; Streptophyta; Magnoliopsida; Alismatales; Araceae.